UGUGUAUAAAUGCGACUGGAGGACCUGGACCGCUACUCGGUCGACUUCACCUUUGCUGGCGAGCUUCCCACUCCCGCCGAGCUCCUCAAGGUCGCGCGGCUCGCGGCGGACCGCGCAAACCGCGCAAACGCCGUGUCGGCGGAUGCGCCCGCAAACAACGGCGGAGCGGUCGCGGCGGUGCCCGCCAGAUCGGCGGCUCGGCAGCGGGAGGCGCCGCCGGCGCGGCCGCACAAGCGUCCACUGCCGCCGCCGAGCCAGCCGCAGCCGGCGGUGGCGCCUCCUCGCAGGCCGGAGCCUGCGCCGGCGAACGCUUGCGCGGCGACGCGCGCUAGCAGCCAGGCCGGCGACAGCCCGGCCAAGCAGCGGCGCGCGGAGGCGGUGAGGAGGCUAGCGGCCGAGAGCCAGCUGAGCGCCGCCGAGCACGCCGAGCUUCUCUCGCUCGCUGAGGCGGGCGCAGCGCCGGGCGAGGGCGGCGGCAGCGAGGCGGCGGCGCGGUACGCGGCGCUGUCGGCGCGGCUGCACAGCGAGCAGCGCACGUGGCUGAGCGAGCUGCAGUCGUCGCUGCUCUCCGAGGCGCCGUCGCGGUACACACAGCUGCCGGCCGGGACGGAGAGACUCGCCGACGAGCUUCGCGCGAGGAGCGCGCGCGCCGCCGCCUCGCGCUGCCGGCCACACUACUCGCUCCUCUCUAAGCUGGCGCGCGCCGCCCAGCCGGCAGCGGCGGCAGGCGGCGCCGCCAAGCUGCGGCAUGUGCGACGCGUCGACUCCGCACUGGCCGCCGCUCCCCGCCGCUCCCCGCCGGCGCAGUGA
Messenger RNA from Emiliania huxleyi CCMP1516, 810 nucleotides. RefSeq lists its product as hypothetical. The coding region runs from base 10 to 810 and encodes 266 amino acids. The transcript is spliced from 3 exons. Lineage: Eukaryota; Haptophyta; Isochrysidales; Noelaerhabdaceae. The record is from RefSeq and is a predicted model, not a curated record.